Messenger RNA from Ylistrum balloti, 3694 nucleotides. Its product is annotated as A disintegrin and metalloproteinase with thrombospondin motifs 18-like. The record is from RefSeq and is a predicted model, not a curated record. Gene Ontology annotation, molecular function: metalloendopeptidase activity. Gene Ontology annotation, biological process: proteolysis; extracellular matrix organization. NCBI's taxonomy places the organism in Eukaryota, Metazoa, Mollusca, Bivalvia, Pectinida, Pectinidae. The transcript is spliced from 24 exons. The coding region runs from base 1 to 3642 and encodes 1213 amino acids. Gene Ontology annotation, cellular component: extracellular matrix.
AUGAUCGGAUACUUCUUAUCCUCCGUGGAUUUUACCUCAUCGGCGUCUACUCAGGCGGUCAUGGUUCGAAUCCUCACUAUCCUUAUGGUUCUGAGACCUACAUGGUCCGAACUGUCUGGUGAUGAAAUAUACAUAGACACUCCCAAUCAACAUUCCAUAACAGAAGAAUUUGAUAUAACCAUUCCAAAAUUUUACGACCUAGAAGGACAACAUGUCUCCCAUGAUCAGUUAAAUCAUCAUUUCCAUCAACAACAAUUCCAUUACCAUAGCAACAGAGAAAGACGGGAUACCUCAUAUCAAAAACAUAACGUGAGUGUGUUACAAGCGGAAGUGGAAGGCUUCGGACAUAAGUUUCAAGUAAAGUUAUGGCAGAAUCAGCAUUUGUUAGCACCAGGCUUCAAAGUGUAUAGGCGUCGUAGCCAAAGACAUGAAGACAUGCAAGAAGAUCAAGCGGAGACAACUCGUGCCUGGUCACAAUCGCAGUGCCAAUAUACCGGAAGUGUAACUUCACACAGUGAUGCACCAGCCUCGAUUUCAUUAUGUGAUGGCGUUAGCGGAGUGAUAAGAACAGCAGAAGAGGAUUUCAUAUUGGAACCAAUCAAGCGGCACAGAGUACGCGGGAAACAAGGUCAAGGUCGUCCACAUAAAAUCACACGACGUUCAUCGAGACAAGACAAAAAUCAGUACUGCGGUAAACAGACGCGAGAAAGAAAGGCUACUUUUGACAUGCGGACAGGCGUUGUUAAAGAGAUUCAGCAACAUGAUAUUAGAAAGAGAUCAUCACCUUUCAAUUUCCGCUUCCGGUCACCGCAUCUGGUACCGGAAGAAAGGACGGUGGAGACUUUGGUCGUGGUUGAUAAAACCAUGUAUUAUAAGCAUGGGGAUGAAAACAUUACAACAUACACUCUCACACUGUUUAAUAUGGUAGCUGAUUUGUAUAAAGAUUCAAGUCUGGGAAACAAACUGGAUAUUGUUUUGGUCGGUCUCAUUCUGCUGGAGGGAGAUGAGAAAGGUCUUGAGAUUGGUUACCAUGCCGACAAGACGCUGAACAGCUUCUGCUCCUGGCAGUCAGUGUUGGUGGGACCAAAGGGGAGACAACACGAUCACGCUAUUCUUCUCACGGGCAUGGAUCUGUGCUCCUACAAAAACGCUCCGUGUGAUACUCUUGGUUUUGCCCCUAUAGAAGGUAUGUGUAAUCGGAUAAGGAGCUGCACCAUUAAUGAAGACACCGGACUCUCCACCGCUUUUACAAUCGCCCACGAAAUGGGACACAAUUUUGGAAUGUUUCACGACGGCGAAGGUAAUUACUGUACCCAAUCUGCCGGAACUAUCAUGUCACCGACCCUGAUGGGCAAGGAUGGUCUGUUCCACUGGUCAAUCUGUAGUAAAGCCUACUUAAUGCGUUUUCUCAAUACUCCACAGGCAAAAUGUCUCUCUAACAAACCAAAACAUGUAGCCGAACUGACCUUUCCGGACAAACUGCCAGGAGAACUCUACAAUGCUGAUGUCCAGUGUAAGUGGCAGUUCGGACAUCGCGCCAAACUCUGUACCUAUGACUUCGGAAAGGAGUCUUCUGUACGUCCACAGGACAUCUGUAAAUCCCUGUGGUGUUACCGUGGAAAGAAACGAUGUGAAACCAAGUUCCUCCCGGCAGCUGAAGGCACCUCAUGUGGUUCUGGUAUGUGGUGUCGACAGGGUGAGUGCGUCAAGUUUGGUCAGGAUGGUCCGGAGCCUAUUGACGGCCAGUGGUCAGCUUGGGCGGAGUGGUCAGAUUGUUCCCGAUCUUGUGGAGGCGGAGUGACUGUAAGAGAAAGGGAAUGUAACCGACCACUUCCACAAUACGGUGGUCGGCCAUGCCCAGGACAAGACCAAGUGUUCAAGAUGUGUCGGAUGGAAGAAUGCCCGGAUGGUGAUGAUGACUUCUAUGCGGUUCAGUGUACCUCUUACGACAAAAAGCCUUUCAGAGGAUGGUACCUAAAAUGGAAGCCCCAUAAGAAACUUCAAAACGUUCGUGAGCCUUGUAAGCUGCACUGCAUUGCUGAAACAUUCAACUAUGUUUUUACCAUCACACAUACUGCGGUCAACGGAAUGCGAUGUCAGGGUGAUAACAAUAUCUGUGUGGAGGGCACCUGUAAGCCAAUCGGAUGUGAUUUAAUAUUGGGAUCCAAUUCGUCUAAUGAUGCAUGUGGCGUCUGCAAGGGAGAUAACUCUACCUGCAGAAGAAUGACCGGAGAAUAUUUGGAGCAGCCCAAAAUGAACACGUACUUUCCGGUCGCCAUUCUUCCAAUGAAUUCUCGAUCAAUACGCAUCUUUGAAAAAUCCUUAACUUCCAAUUACAUAGCGAUACGCGAUAUAUUUGGGAAGUAUUACCUAAAUGGACAGCGUCGGGUAGCAUGGCCAGGAGAAUAUACAUUCGGAGGAGCUAGGUUUUAUUAUCGGCGUGCGUACGACGAGCCUGAAAUUCUCGAGAGCGCUGGACCGCUGACCGAGGAUCUUGUGAUAGAGAUUCUUGUCCAAGACCAAAACGCAGGGAUUGUGUACGAGUAUUAUAUGCCUCGUCCCCCUAACGACACGAGGGUCGUGACGAAAACGCCAAAGGUCUUUACUUGGAGUAUAUCGGUAUCCUCAUGUAGCGAGCCAUGCGCAGGGGGGACGAAGACUGUCACUGCUCUUUGUCAUAGAAACUUGUAUCAAGAAGUGAACUCGACCGAAUGCGACCAGAGUGAGAAACCAGAAACUGGCGUGUUUCCCUGUAACGAGGUGGCUUGUCCCCCGAGAUGGAUACCCGAAGAAUGGCAGACCUGUACUAGAACUUGUGGGGGAGGUCAUCAGAAGCGGAAGAUCUACUGUCGACAGAGGAUUUCUUCAACCAAGAACAAAAAGUUACGGCGGGCGUCCUGUUCUCACCUGCCACGCCCUCUCCGGUCACGGCGAUGUAACGAACAAGAAUGCCAUCCAGACUGGCACGCUGGUAAAUGGUCAAAGUGUUCAGUCAGCUGUGGUAUAGGUGAACGAACACGCAAGGUCACGUGUCGGCAGCGCCUGCGGAAGGGUUAUAAACUUCUACAGGAAACCAAUUGCCAGGCAUCCAAACCGGAUAUCAUCAAAACGUGUCGGAAAAGGGCGUGUCCUAAUAGAGAUAAUAAUGACUGGCACCUGUCACCAUGGGGACCGUGUUCUAAAACUUGUGGGAGAGGGGUUCGAUCGCGUUACCUAAGAUGUCGACAAAAAAACUUAACGGGUGCACGUAAAUAUGUACCUGUCAACAAUAGUCUUUGCGAGACGGUUCCCAAACCAAGCGUCGCCAUGACGGAACCCUGUCAACUGAUGGUUUGUCCAAUGUCGCUGGUCUGGUCCCUGCGAUGGACGGUGUCAGCAUGGUCCCAGUGUUCGGUGACCUGUGGUGACGGAGAACAAAGAAGACAGGUAAAGUGUGUCAGUUACAGGGGUGAAAGAGUCAGCGGAUGUGACUCGGAAACAAGGCCAGUGGCGUCAAGGAACUGUCGAAGUGCUAGCUGUGUUCAGACUGGAUCAGGAUGUAAUGAUAAAUAUUCUUGGUGUCAUCUUGUCCCUGAACAUAACGUCUGUGAUCAUGACUUCUACGGACUUAACUGCUGCGCCACCUGUAAAAGUCGUAGAUAGUAAAAUGUGGCCUUAUUGUUUCCUCAAUUUUGCAUACGUUUUUGAAGGACUU